Messenger RNA from Pelobates fuscus (common spadefoot toad), 1331 nucleotides. Its product is annotated as phosphatidylserine decarboxylase proenzyme, mitochondrial-like. Gene Ontology annotation, molecular function: phosphatidylserine decarboxylase activity. The record is from RefSeq and is a predicted model, not a curated record. Bases 106 to 1215 code for a protein of 369 amino acids. Gene Ontology annotation, biological process: phosphatidylethanolamine biosynthetic process. The transcript is spliced from 8 exons. Lineage: Eukaryota; Metazoa; Chordata; Amphibia; Anura; Pelobatidae. Gene Ontology annotation, cellular component: mitochondrion.
ACAUGCUAAUGGGUGUAGCUCAGAGAAAGUGAUGUUCUAAAGAUAUAUAUGUGUGUGUGUGUGUGUGUGUGUGUGUGUGUGUGUGUGUAGCGGAGUUUGAGAAUAAUGCAGACGCACGCUCAGGUUUGUGCUAUGCCGAAAAUGCACAAGACAACAAAGCACUGUGGGAGCAGCUUACAACGGCCAAAAAGAUGGUUACCCAUGCCUCGCCUGUCAAUCAGACGCCGGCUUGGUCAGCUUCCUCCCAAAUUGCUGCGGCUGCACUCCUGGAAACUACUCAGACCCUUUGCAAAGGCUGGGCUCAGCCCUACUAGCAGAGUUAGCAAGGCCAUGUACAGCAGAGCUCCUACCCGUCUCUUAUCACGUCUCUGGGGCCUCCUGAAUGAGGUCUGCCUCCCUCGAUGGCUACGUCUCCCACUUCUCUCGAUUUAUGUGUGGGCUUUCUCUGUCAAUAUGUCUGAGGCAAAAGAGGAAGAUCUAAAUCGAUAUCAGAACUUGGGUGAACUUUUCCGAAGACCACUAAAAGCAGCAGCAAGGCCCAUUGCCUCUCACCAGGUGGUCAGUCCUUGUGAUGGUCAUAUCUUGCACAGCGGCCGUAGUCGUGGAUCUCAGAUUGAGCAGGUUAAAGGUCUUACUUAUUCACUGGAGAACUUCUUGGGACCCCAAGACUGGCGAGAACCUUCCAAUUCGAACCUCCCAUUCCUGCAGCAACUGGGAGUGCGUCCAGCCAGUCGACUGUAUCACCAUGUUAUAUACCUGGCUCCUGGUGAUUAUCAUCGAUUCCACUCUCCAACAGACUGGAGCAUCCAUCACCGAAGACACUUCCCAGGUACCCUGCUCUCCGUCAGCCCCCAUGUUGCGCGAUGGAUACCCAGCUUGUUCUGUCAGAAUGAGCGAGUCGUACUCAGCGGCCAGUGGCAGUUUGGGUUCUUCUCACUCACUGCAGUUGGUGCAAUAAAUGUAGGAUCUAUCCGCAUAUAUGGAGACCAGGAGCUGCGGACAAACCAACCUCGACACGUGAAAGGAAAGUAUCAUGAUGUCAGUUACACAGAUCUCUAUGGUGUGGGUGGUCUUACAUUGGCAAAAGGAGACCCCUUGGGGGAGUUUAAUUUUGGCUCCACUAUAGUGCUAAUUUUUGAAGGUCCACGUCACUUCCACUUCCAGGUCAAGAACGGUGGUCGGAUCCAUGUGGGGGAAGCACUAGGAACUCUGUGACCUUAGCAAGGUGUGAUCACACUCCCAGCAUGCACUAGGUCAGAGCACUCCCUUUCAAACUCAUAUGAGCAGAAACAAACUGCCAUUUUAUCUUAAUAAAUACAUUUGAAAACAAA